CACACACACAGAAGCCCGCACUAUAUAGCUUGAUAGUGAGCUCUGAGCCUUUUAAUCGGAGACGUGAACUCGCCGUGAAUCGUCCGAGAGGAGAGUGUGAUAAAGGUUCGAAAAACAAAAGGAGCAGACUAUGGUCGGCGUUGUGAAGACUUCAUCAAGACUUUCCUGAUCUUCUAAUUAACGUUCCUAAUAUUGUUUUCCCCCCUUUCUCCCUACAUCAUCCAUUCCGUUUAUUUUCACCUUUUUUUAUAUAUCAAGUUCCAUCAUCUUUUUCAUCAUCAUUUUGCAUCUGAAUGAGUUGAAGUGGAAAUGGGCGUUUUUAACAUACUAGGUUUUAAUUUAUUAAUAUUUAAGAAAAUUUAGGUUUAUAAUAGAUGUCCAGAUAACCUGGCUAUUUGAAGGUACGUUGAUUUGCUGUUUUCCGGAAAGUGUGAAAGAGUGAAAAAAGCGAAAAGUGUGUGUCUGAGGAUCUAUUAGUUGUAUAUUUAUCGUUAUAUACCUGUACAUGUGUAUAAUUAUAUACCUGUACAUGUGUAUAACUCUACUCUACACGUGUAUAAUAUCUUAUAUAAUUAUAUACCUCUACGAGUGUAUAAUCAUGUAACUCUACACGUGUAUAAUAUUUUGUAUAAUUAUAUACCUGUACGAGUGUAUAAUCGCGUACCUGUACAACUGAAUAAUAAUUUGCAUAAUUAUAUAUCAGUACAUAUGUAAAAUAUCAAUAAUAAGAAUACAGUAUAUCUACAUACCUAUCUAUCUAUAGCUUCAGCCUCCACCUCGCCCUAAUCUUAACACGAAUAUCAACCCUUUCCACAGAUUGGUGGAACAGCACAUCAGCUGACGAAAACUUUGACGUCGAUGGCUACCGAUCCGUCAGCGUUUAUCCGUACCCCGGUACCCGAUGCCCGAAAAUGACGUCACUAACAGGACCCGAGGGCAUCUGUCGGUCUCUUUGUCAGAGUGACGCCGACUGCUCUUAUUUGCAGUACUGUUGUCCGAACAGCUGUGGGAAAGUGUGUGUGGCUCCCCAGGUGUUUGAGCCCGAGGCCUGUGGCUGUUCGGUGUCAUUCCUGCCGCAGUGGAGCGACGAAUAUCCUGACGUUCGAUUUGCAAGGUUUCUAAAUUUCCUUUGGCGGGCCGUGAAGGACAGAUUUUCACCUUCAAUGGACGUGCACAUACUCGAUGAAACUUUCGAGACAACGAGACUCGGGCCUGUCGAGACCUUCUGCCAACUCGAGAAUCUCUUGCAAGGCGAACUUGUGAACAAACCAGUUGAUCUCUUUAAGGAACCUCGCAGGAAGUUAUUCAUCGUGGGCGGGGACCCCGAAUGGUUCGAAUACGUGGUCGACAUAGCGGCUGUGUCGGGAGCGUUCGAAUCCGUGUGCGCGAUUGUGGUCGGGGAAACGCAGUUGAAUGAGAGUGUCCAGAGCUCGUUCGUUUCCUCGGGUGAGUCUUGCGUGUGGCAGGUGGCUUCGUCUUCCCAGCUGAAUGACCUGCUGACAGAAGUACAAGCUGUUAUUGAUGAUGGUGGAGGUUGUGCGUGUCCUGGCGACGACGAGGAAGCCUCAAAGGGAUGUGCUGACGUAGGAGAAACUUGUAAAUACGACUCAGACUGCGGACUCCGACGAAUCUGCGAGGGCGGAGUGUGCCAAGAGCGGCCGUGUUUCCAAACUGAAAUCUUCCAAGAUUAUUACUUUGAAUAUUACGAUUACAAUUAUUACGGUUUCAUCGAUUAUGACUAUGAAUACUAUGAUUAUUACUAUGACCAAAUUAUCGAUUACGAGUCUUCUAUGCCGUUCUACCACGCCUAUGACUAUUACGUUCAGGAUAGUGCUGGGAAUAGUCGUUCUAUAAAGAAAAAAACUGGAGAUUUCAGUAAAUUUAAGAAAAGCGGUGUUAAGAGGAACGGUGUUAAGAAAUCGAAGGAAGAUGUUGCAAGAAAUGCAAGAUUGUCUUAUUAUCCUAGUGAAACGGGUUGCUGUUCGUUCAGUGAAUUCACCUGCAGCGGUUUUCCUACUCUCUGCGUUCCUGGGGACUUCGUGUGCGAUGCCGAUGCUGACUGUAUGAAUGGUGAAGACGACGGCCCCGAAGCCUGUCAGACACGUGUUUGUGGCGACGGGCACUUCCGCUGCGCCUCGGGGCAAUGCAUCGACGCCUGGGAUGAGUGCGACGGCUUCAAGGACUGCCUCGACGGAUCCGACGAGCACUGCCGAAACCACACCGACUGUCCUGCUGGCCGCCCUCACCUCUGCUCCUCCGGAGAAUGCAUCGUCUUCCGCUACAUAUGUGACGGGAUUUCCGACUGCUACAGCUCAGAGGACGAGCUUCCCUGCGAGUGCUUCGGGUUCAGGUGUUCUUCUGGACAAUGUCUCUCUGACACGAUGGAGUGCGACGGCAAAGUCGACUGCUUCGAUGGAUCUGACGAACUAUGCGGCCUUCCCGGCGGGGGCCCAUGUCCAGACGCGCGGCCCGUGUCUUGCGGCGACGGAAGCUGCAUUGCCGAAUCCAAAGUUUGCGAUUCGAUCGCUAACUGUCCCGAUGGAUCGGACGAAGAUGCCGAGGUCUGUUUUCCGGAGGAGUGCUUCCGCUGCACCUCCGGGGAGUGCGUCCAUCCGGAGUACCGAUGCGAUGGCCUCGACGACUGCAAGGACGGCUCGGAUGAAAAUGACUGCACAUCCUUCUCUUGCAGCGAUACUUCCUUCAAAUGCACGUCGACUGGCGAGUGCCUGGGCGCGGGGGUCGUUUGCGACGGAAGAGAGGACUGUCGAGAUGGAAGCGACGAAGCUGGCUGUGCCGAGGCCUCCUGUCCGGAAAACCAGCCUUUUAAGUGCUCGUCAGGAGAAUGCGUCAGCUAUGCACAACUCUGCGACGGCGAGUACAACUGCCAGGACCGGAGCGACGAGAGCAAGUGUCAAAAUAACAUCUGCCCUCCUUUCAGCAGGUUCAAGUGUACUUCGGGACAGUGCGUGAGGUUCUCUGACGCUCGUUGUGACGGCGCCAUCGACUGCAUUGACCGCAGCGACGAAGUGGGCUGCGAGUUCACUUGCUCACCAGACGAUUUCGAGUGCGCCGCAGGGGGUUGCAUAAGCAGGAGUCGCGUGUGCAACGGCCUGCGAGAAUGUCGAGAUGGAAGCGAUGAGAACGAAUGCGACUUUACAUUGCCGUGUUCGGAAGACUGGUUCCGAUGUAAGCAGUCUGGAGAGUGCGUCCACGAGAACUCUGUCUGCAACGGCGUCUUCAACUGCGCAGACGGAAGCGACGAGACCGACUGUCAAGAAGCCACGUGUCCAGAAGAUAGACCUUUUCAAUGCGGCUCAGGAGAAUGUGUCCUGGAAUCUUAUGCGUGCGACGGAUUCUUCGAUUGCAAAGACGGCAGCGACGAAGGCAACUGCAAGGAGUCCGAAGUUUGCGAUCGUGUUGAAAUGCUAUGUAAGAGCGGCCAAUGCAUCGGCAAAUGGCGUCGCUGCGACGGCGUCAGGGACUGCCUGGACGGGUAAGACGAAGAGGACUGCCAGGACUUCACGUGCGCCGCCUACCGCCCCUUCCGCUGCGGGUCGGGCGAGUGCCGACGCCCCUACUACCGCUGCGACGGUUUCUACCAAUGCCAGGACGGGAGCGACGAGGCGGGCUGCGCCACCUUCGCCUGCCCAGACCUCCGCCCCUUCAAGUGCGCUAACGGAGCCUGCAUCACGACCUACCAAGUGUGCAACGGUCUCGACGACUGCGGCGACGGCAGCGACGAACUCGGCUGCUAAGACUUCCAGUGCCCAGACGUCCCAGUGCCCGGGGCGGAACUGCGUACCAGCGGUCUUCGUGUGUGACGAAUACCCUGACUGUGACGCCGGGGACGAUGAACAGAAAUGCGAGGACCCGGAGCAGGACGCAAUUUAAAAACAUACGGGAUAAUGAUAAUUUUGAGUGUUAUAUCAAAGAGAUAGAAUAAGAUAUAUAUCAAAGAUAGAUAGGAUUAAGAAUUAUAUGCUUAA
Messenger RNA from Penaeus indicus, 3986 nucleotides. Its product is annotated as sortilin-related receptor-like. The transcript has 9 exons. NCBI's taxonomy places the organism in Eukaryota, Metazoa, Arthropoda, Malacostraca, Decapoda, Penaeidae. Gene Ontology annotation, cellular component: plasma membrane; extracellular region. The coding region runs from base 912 to 3497 and encodes 861 amino acids. The record is from RefSeq and is a predicted model, not a curated record. Gene Ontology annotation, molecular function: protein binding; peptidase inhibitor activity.